ACUUUGUUGUUUCAAAUCUGUAAAAAAUAAAAAAAACAUACAAAUGCAGCAGAGACAAGUAGUAGAAGAUUUACCUAUUCAUGUUGUGCUGUGUGCAGCUUUGAAUGCCCCUGCUUGUAUACACUGGAUUUCUCCUGUCCAGCGCUCUUCUGGGCUAAGGUCAUCCUUUUGGAAUCUAUAAUCCGAGCUAUAUGAGGACCCAUUACUUUCCCCCUUUCUUCCUGCAAUAUGUGCCUGCUGCAGAGCAGAGGCACACCUGCACAGGUGCGUCAUAAUUUCAAUGUUUUAGUGUACAAUUAAAAUAACUGUUCUCACAUCUUUUGCCAAUUCAGAUAUUUUCAAACACUCCAAAUAACCUCAUCAGUCAGCAAUACGUUGCAGCUGUAUUAUUUAAUGAUAUUUUAAUACAAAGCGAGCAUGACUGACAUAUGAUGAAACAUGCAAAAAUGAUACCAGAUGAUGCUUUUUCAGUAAUGUCAUAGUGGCAUCUAGUGGGCAGGUGGAAGAAUUGCCAAACCAUUGACUCACCAAAUUAAGAUUUCAGUACAAUGACUUGCAUUCCUAACAGCUGCAAUAAUUGUUACAUAUGAAGUACUACUACAAUAAUGUUACUGCUACCCCACAAGCAACUCUGUGUCAAUAUUUUACAUAUGCUAUUACACAGACACCUAUUAGAAAUAUCAAAUCGAUUUCAACAACAUUUUACUGGAUCUGUGUAUGAGUUCAUUGCAUGUCUGCGGCCAUAAAUUUGAAAAUCUGAUGCUUGUGUUCAUUUUAGAUCAUCAAAAUUGUUGGAAAAUUUGUGAAAGUGACAGUAAUACAGGACCUGCAAUUUGAGCCAUGUCUUUCGAUGGCCAAGUCACAUUAUCCUCCCUGCAUGCCAUCUCUGUCUAUUUUUAACACUCACAAACUCCUGACAUCCACAUCCAGACAAACUUGAAGUGACUGGACUGGGAGCUUCUGGAGAUCUGUGCUUCAUUAGCACUUGGGAUGCUUGAUACUGCUGGGAAUCCUGCAUAAAUGGGAAGGAACAGGAACUCUGCUGUACGACCGCACAGGCACUGUGAGACAUGCUUCAGCCGGCGCUGCAGGGCCCCCGUGGAGAUCUCUGUCUCCUGUGUGAUCAUCAGCUGCCGCCUGCUCUGUGGAGCUGUCUUCCACUUGUGCAAGGAGGAGGAGCACCAGCUCCUCUGCCCCAAUGAGAAGGUACCCUGCCUCAAUGCCCACUUUGGCUGCCCCUUCACCAUGGCCCGCUCCAAACAGGCCCAGCACCUGGAGGUGUGCCCAGCCAAUGUGGUCUGCUGCUCCCUAGAAUGGAACCGCUGGCCUGUGGAGGAGACAAAUGCUGUCUAUGACAAUGCCCUGAAAGAGCAACAUUCUGAGGAGCAGCUGAAUCUGUCCAUGGCACUCAGGGACCAGAAGCACCUUUUCAGCUCUCUGAAAAUGAAUGCCCUUUUUGCUGAGCUAAUUGAGAAGAUAGAGGAACCCUGCCCUGUGGAAGUGGCUGGGGCCGUGGGCGGCAUGGCCUCAGAGGGUUGUGUGGCACAUCAGUCAGGCACAUCCCUGUACUUUCUCCCCAACGACCCAGAAAUGCAAGAGCUGACCCAGGAAGAGCGUGAGGCUCUGGCCAAAGACAGGGAAGUGGCAGGGUUGGAGAACUACACCUUGUGGGAGAAAAUGUUCAGCAUGGAGAAGAGUGGCUGUGACUCUGCUGUGCAGGCUCUGGCCAAUGCAAAACCUGAUGAGAAGAAGACAUUGUCACAGCAAAUUCCAACACUACAAGAAGUGUCUCAGGAGAGCUAUAGCAAGGGUGUCACCAUGCUCACUGAUGUUACCAAAACAGACCAGGCUUCCUGGCAGGAGGGCACCAUCAAUAGGCAAGGGAAAGGGCACAGUAUGUCAGAUAACAGUGGGUACCUGGAGCAGAAUGGGACCAUGAUGGUCGAAAUUGGCCAGGUUACCCCCUGUGUCCCCAAACCGAAGCACUUUGUUUACGCCUACCUGGCACCCAUGCAGAUCAAAACUGUCCGAACCUUUAAAAUCCCCACCAGCUUCCAGGAGAAGCAGGGCCGCAUCCGGAACCCUUCAAACAUCCGGAAGAUAAGCAAAGCUGUGGACACGUCCGAUUUGGGAAUCUGCAUGGAAGACAUUCCAAAAUGUGACGAGAUCCAAGCAACCUUGCUGUGUGCUUUGGAGAAGGAGCUAAAAGGGCAUCUGAUCUCUGAGCCAAGUUCAACAGACGCCCUGCUUUCUGAUAUAGGAACCCAGACCUAUCACUUCCUCUCUGCGCCAUUCAAGCAAGAUGACUCCCUAGCAGACAUUGUGGCUGACAGGGCAUUGAAGCUGCAUGUACAGAUGGAGGCUGAGUGUGUGACCAGUCGGCACAACAAGGUGAGCUCUGCGUUCACAUUCUUGUGCGGCCAUUUCUACCGAAGGGAUGAGUUCCCCGCACACUUCAAGAAUGUUCACUCAGACAUCCAGUCCGGCCUGAACGGCUGGUUCGAGCAGCGCUGCCCGCUGGCAUACCUUGGCUGCACUUACAGUCAAAAGAGAUUCCAGCCUUCCACCCACAGAGCCACAGUUACCUACAACCAGGAGCUUAGCACCUUCACCCUCAGACCCGAGGUCUCUCCCUCACUCUAUCAGGGAGUAAAAACCAUCACCACAGAAAGAAAGCGUGCCCGAAAUUUGGACUCGCUCAGUAGACUGCCUUUUGAGGUCCUUGUGCACAUUGCUGGCUUCUUGGACAGCUUCACUUUAUCCCAGCUGGCCCUGGUCUCCAGGCUAAUGAGAGAUGUCUGUGAGACUCUCCUGCAGGAGAGGGGAAUGGUCUCCCUAAAGUGGGAAAAAAAGACAUACGCUCACGGAAGGUCCUGCUGGAAAUCCAGGAAAAAGGUGUGGCAGUUCAGUAACCUCUUCUCUACGGUGGAGAGGUGGAGCUUUGACAACAUCCCUUCCAUGUCCCAGCACCUGAAAGUCUGUCCCUUCUACAAAAGAGAGGAGAAGAGGCAGCCUUCAGCCCUGGCCAGCAUGUGUGACCACAAACAGGAAGGAAAGAAGCAUGACAGCCUUGUUGCAAUGUUUCUCAGUAACAAAUGAUGUUUUGGUUACAAAGAGAGAGAGGCUGCUACAGGGAAUAUAUUUAUAUAAAUGUGAACUCCAUAAUGUUUUGGACAA
Anguilla anguilla (European eel) is the source of this 3177-nucleotide messenger RNA. RefSeq names its product F-box protein 40, tandem duplicate 1 (gene fbxo40.1). Gene Ontology annotation, cellular component: cytoplasm. Bases 1021 to 3099 code for a protein of 692 amino acids. The transcript has 4 exons. The record is from RefSeq and is a predicted model, not a curated record. Gene Ontology annotation, molecular function: protein binding; ubiquitin protein ligase activity; zinc ion binding. Lineage: Eukaryota; Metazoa; Chordata; Actinopteri; Anguilliformes; Anguillidae.